This is a messenger RNA of Monopterus albus (swamp eel), 3996 nucleotides long. Its product is annotated as toll-like receptor 13. Bases 160 to 3027 code for a protein of 955 amino acids. Gene Ontology annotation, cellular component: plasma membrane. Lineage: Eukaryota; Metazoa; Chordata; Actinopteri; Synbranchiformes; Synbranchidae. Gene Ontology annotation, biological process: toll-like receptor signaling pathway; inflammatory response. The transcript has 4 exons. Gene Ontology annotation, molecular function: signaling receptor activity; protein binding. The record is from RefSeq and is a predicted model, not a curated record.
CAUUACGGCCAUCUUGCAGCUCUGUUACUGUCGUUGAACUUUUAUAGAACUGAAACUGUGUUCACUGCUGAGCUCUGAUGCUUGAGACGAGACACUCUACAGAAGAGCUCAGUACCAGCAUCAAAUCUCCACCUCGCAGUAACUCGACAAACACCAGCAAUGGCCCUGAAGAUCAGCAUGACAACAAAGAGGACACUGUACUUUGUACAGAGACCUGUUGUUGUACUUGUGUUUCUCCUGCUUCAUCUGAACCCUUCUCUGGCUUAUUCGCUGAAAAACUGCACCAUCAGUUAUUUUGACAGAACCCCGCCUGAUGUGUUUUUAGACUGCACAAGUCGUAAACUUGUUACCGUCCCAGAUGACAUCCCCAGGAAUGCAAGCAUAAUACACCUCUACAGCAAUCUGAUUGAACAGAUUAGCAGGAAGGAUUUUACCAACAUGUCAAAGCUGAGAAGAUUGGUCCUGUAUUAUAAUCAGAUUACUCACAUAGAGGAUGGCUCUUUCAUCCAUUUGGGUGCACUGACAAGACUCAUUAUGAGCUCUAAUCAUCUUACCAACCUGACAGUCAACAUAUUUCAGGGGCUGUCCAACCUUACCAUACUUGACCUCAGUAACAACAAGAUUAUGUUCAUUCACAAUUCAGCCUUUCAUUUCCUGAGCAGCUUACAAACUGUGAUGCUUGAUAAAAACCAGCUCCAACAAGUCAGUGAUAUUCAGCCCAUCCUACAGCUACCUCAGCUCCAGGAGCUCAGCAUUAGCUGUAAUUCAUUUCCAUCCUUUGAGACCAAAGACCUGCUGGUGAAUGUGCCCUCGGCCCUUAAGGUGUUACGUGUUUCUGGUUAUAAUAUGGAAAACAUCAGCAUUACGACACCAAUCUUUCCUCACCUCGAGACAAUAGACAUUGACUGUGUCCAACGAGACUUGAGAUGGUACAUACCUGACAAGACUUUACUGAAGAACAUAACUCGGCUGCUCAUCAGUGUGGAACCAAUUCCUUUUAAAGUGAUCCGAAAUGUCCUGCAGAAACUCGACUCGGUGAUUCAUUUGAAAGUGUAUUCUAUAAUGUCAAAGAGCAAAGGUCUCUUAGAUACAGUCUGCAAAAUGCCAAAUCUCAGGAGUCUGGAUCUGUCUAACAACAACGUUGUCAGUUUUAGUGUGAAACCUGGAACUUGCACUCAGCUCACUGAGCUUGACUUGACCAGUGAUCACAUAACUAAACUGUCGAUCCAAUCGAUGAAGCGACUGAGGUCCCUGGUAGCAGAAAACAACCUCUUGACCAAAGUGCCUGAUGACAUAAGGACCCUCUCCUCGCUUGAGAUCCUGGAUCUGAGUGGGAAUCAGAUCUCUGAAUUGGGUUGUGAGGAUUUUAUCAACACAACAUGCCUGACUGAGCUCUGUUUGGCCACCAACUACAUAUCCAAACUGGACUCAUGUGUCUUUCAGAAUCUUUAUGUUCUCAGGGUUUUAGAUAUGAGCCAUAAUCUGCUGUGGACAGUUGAGAGCACCUUCACACUCGGCCCACAGUUGCUGGAGUCCUUGGAUUUGAGUGAAAACUUUGUAUCAUAUUUUGGCAAGGGCUAUUUUCAAAGUUUAGGGUCCCUCAAAUAUUUAGAUGUGAUUUCAAGUAUGCCUGGAUUAGUAGAACACAAGGCUUUUGAUGGACUGAACAACCUGGAAAGUCUUAGUAUAUCUAUUCCAUCCGAGGUGUAUUAUAACUUCAGAGAAUUACAGAAGUUGGCAAAUCUUACAGUCUACAUCACUGUUGACAGGGAUUUCAGAAGUCCUCUCCCAAACUAUUUUGAAGCUUUCUAUCAUUUAAAGUCCUUGAAAGUUUUCAAAAUUAUCUUCACAGGUGAUAAAGUUGAUUUCCCCUUUGACUUACCGUUUGAAAUAUUCGCGACUAUGAGACAUUUGGAGGAAUUCACAGCUGAGAAAGUUUAUAAUGCUGCACCAGAACCCAAAACAUUUACAUUCAAUCGCCGCCUCAAGAGUCUAAGCAUCAUUCAGAGUGAUUUGUCAAAUCUGAAUCCAGAACUGUUCUCACCAAUCCCACAGCUGCAGGUUAUCAAUUUCUCUAAUUGUAAGAUCAAGUCUUUGAACUUUCUUGCCCAGGCUCGCCUGCCUGCACUCAGAUAUUUGAUCCUGAGAGACAAUGAGCUCAGUGUAAUCGGUGAGAUGCUCUUCCAGUUUCUCCCUGCGCUAACAUACCUGGAUCUGGAAAAUAACCCAUUCACUUGUGACUGCUCUAACACUGGAUUUAUCCAGUGGGUGAUAAGCAACAACCAAACUCAGGUUGCUUAUGCCUAUCAGUACACGUGCCCUUUUCCUGUGGUUGAACAUACACGUAAUUUGCUGGACUUUGACAUCCAGUCAUGUUGGAUGGACCUUGGCUACAUCUGCUUCACCUGCAGCACAUGUCUGGUUGUUCUGACUCUGCUCACAUCCUCCAUCUACCACUUUCUGAGGUGGCAGCUAGCUUACACCUUCUACCUCUUCCUGGCCUUCCUCUAUGACAGCAGGAAAAGGAAGCAGGGGGCUCCUCAUCAGUACGACGCAUUCGUCUCCUACAAUGUUCACGAUGAGGCCUGGGUUUACAGAGACAUGCUGCCAGUGCUGGAAGGGGAGCAGGGUUGGAGACUCUGUCUGCACCAUCGAGACUUCCAGCCAGGUAAGCCCAUAAUGGAAAACAUCACAGACGCCAUCUAUGGCAGCAGGAAGACGAUCUGUGUGAUCAGCCAUCACUACCUGCAGAGCGAGUGGUGCUCCAGAGAGAUCCAGAUGGCCAGCUUCCGUCUGUUUGACGAGCAGAAGGAUGUGCUGAUCCUGCUGUUUCUGGAGGAGAUCCCGGCCCAGCAGCUGUCUCCCUACCACCGCAUAAGGAAGCUGGUGAAAAGACGCACGUACCUGAGCUGGCCUCAGGCCGGCCAACACAUGGGAGUUUUCUGGGAGAACGUCCGGAGAGCUCUAGAGACAGGAGACACUGCCACCGAGACCACCAACCUCCUGACUGGACCAGAGGGAUGCUAAGACUGAACCUGGACCUGUGAGCUUACAGAGAAACAUCCUGAUCAGACUGUUUGGAAAUCCUAGAAAGAAAGAUGCCACUUUUAACUGCAGAACCUGCCUUAGAAUCAUUGUGUUCUUAAGGUUUUGUUCAGUAUCACAUUAAUCCAGUGAUGGUCUGUACAUCCUUGAGUACACUGCAAACAAGACCUGCUAAUAGCUAAUUCAGUGUUUUUCUAAUGGUGCCUAUUUGUCAAAAUGUCAGCAAAUAUAGGCCUAAAGAAAUAAUGUGUUUUCAGGUCUAGACCACAGCACACUCACCCGCUCAUAUAUCUAAUCUGUAAUAUGCCAGCAGGCAACAGAGACGUGCUGAACCAAAAGGAGGGGGAGUGUCAGGCCAAUCAAAGGGGCACACGGCACCCGAAGGUGAAGGUGCUGCUGAUACGCAGCCAAACUCUCACGUCAGUCUUAACACAAUGCAGUUUUUCAUUAUUUUACAUCACUGAUAUUUAAGUUCCAGUUUCCACUAUCCGCUGUUCUUUAGCUUCAUAGUUAAUCAGAUGUUGUGUUCAAUAACAAUUGACUAAUGGCUUCAUGUUCCUUAAUAACCAGGUUGUAGUCCUGUAGAAUCUAAGACUUAAUGCACAUUCGCAUCCACCAAGGGCAUAGGUUUCCUCCGGUAGGGACAAAUAUCUUGCCACUGUAAAAUGCAGCUGUCAGCGCACUGACCAACGGCUGCCAUCUCCUCCAUGUCUAGGAGCAUCUGAAGACUGUCUGCUCUUCUCUAACUUUCUGCUUAUUGACUGUGACCCCUCCUGUAGCUUCCUGAUUUCUAAGCUUAUUUCCCUGCAGGUAAAUUUUACAAUGUCCUCCAGAGACUUGCUGAUUUGCUCUAACAAUAGUAAAGUUAUUGAAUAAACAUGUUUUAUAAAAGCAUUUGAUGGCAUAACACUGCUAAAGCUUCUCUUCUUCUUCUGUUGUUUUUCAUUUACU